Molecule: messenger RNA, 1425 nt
Organism: Musca domestica (house fly)
Lineage: Eukaryota; Metazoa; Arthropoda; Insecta; Diptera; Muscidae
Product: serum factor response D-like
Exons: 2
Coding region: 126-1355 (409 amino acids)
Source: RefSeq, a predicted model, not a curated record
ACUAGCACAGCCGAAGUGUUUUAUUUCUUUUGCUCCAAAAAAGAAAGAAAAUUAUUGCACAUAGUCUUAUAAACAUCGUUAAAAUAAAAUAUUUAAAUCUAAAGGUAUUGUGGAAAGUUGAAAAAAUGAAAGUCGAAUGUGAAAUGCCGAGCAAACAAACCGUGCAACAGACUACUGCAGUGUCUGCCAUCAGACCAGGAGGCGGUGGUGGUGUCGUAUGGUCACGCGAAAAAGUAAAUCAACUGAUCGAUUUGUACAAAAAGAAUGAAUGCCUUUGGAAUCACUGGCACGAGUCCUAUAAGAGCAAGGAUAAACGUAAUCGGGCCAUUGAAGACAUUUGUUCGACUUUGAACAUUAGUAAAUUUGAUUUUGGCAAGAAGAUUCAUAAUCUACGCAAUCAAUUUAAUACGGAAAUGAAGAAACUGGAACAACGCAUGGAAGAGGCUGGAGCUGAGGGUAGAGAUGCAAGUAUUGGCUGCAAAUGGAGUCAUUUCGAGGCGUUAAUGUUUUUGCGUAAUGUAAUUGAACCACGGCCAGGUGGCUAUCAGAGCAGCUGUAACUAUCAGACACCAAAGAAAAUGCGUUUACGAUUUGACUACAACAGUGCCGAAGAGGAUGUACAUGUUACAGUAAUACCGCAAAAUAAUAGUAGUAGCUCCACAACUUCCAAUCAAUAUAGCAAUGAUGAUACGUCCCAGUCCCAGUUACAGUAUGAAGACAAUCAUGGAGAGACAUCAACUGAAGAUUUUCAAAAUUUUGAAAACGAGUUGAACGAAGUUGGAACCAAUGGUGAGGGUGGUGCUGCUGUUCAAUCGACACUUGUGUCUGAAGAGACAAUAGAUCAAAAAUAUUUGCCCACCUUACAACAGCAGCAACAGAUGCAAAGGCAACAUUUUAUCUCAACACCCCGCACAUAUUUACAACAAAAGCCAAAACAACAACAUGCUGCCCCCAGUCAUAAUUAUUCCACAUUAACAACAAAUAACUCUGCAAAUGAAACUAAUCAUGCCGGCAAUGUUAUACAUCUCAAUCAUGAAAAUGCUGCUUCCAUAAUUGAAUUGAAUUCCAGUAAUAUAUCAUCUGCAGUGCUCCACAGCAACAGCAACAACAAUGUGACAACUUCCUCUCCAUCAGCAACAAUGGUUAACAAUAAUCCAGUUAUUGCGUCUUCUUCCAAUACAAAUCAUACAACCGUAACCACAUCCACACCAGUUGCCCGUGAUCAAUGGGAUGCUUUUGGAGAAUUGGUUGCAACGGAGUUUCGUAAUUUGAAUUCAGAUUUAUCUCGUAAAAAACUUAAACGUAAAAUUAUGCAAGCAAUGUUGGAGAUUGGUGAAGAAGAUGACGGUCUAUAGUUUAUUGGUAUUUAAGGUUUAACAAAAGGCAUUUGUUUAUAAAGUUACGUAGUUUUAAAAUAAACAAAAA